AUGACUCUUGUCCAUAUUGUUCUCUUCAAGUUCCGCGCCGAUGUUGCCGACAAAGUGAAGCAAGAAUUCCUGACGCAAAUCAAGACUCUCAAGUCUCUUCCCUGUGUCAAAAGCCAAAGACUUGUUGUUGGAGGUCCCUCUAUUACAACUCCAAUCGAAAAGAGCAAAGGCUUCGAGUACGCUCUCGUGAGUUAUCACGAAGAUCGCGCUGCAUUGGCCGAAUAUCAAGCAAGCAGCGAGCACGAAAGAGUGACGGGUACAUAUUUCAUCCCUUACAAGGAGGAUCUGAUUCGGUUUGACUUUGAGACGGAACACGCCGAUGAGGCUGUCCUAGGAUUCUGA
Molecule: messenger RNA, 342 nt
Organism: Penicillium brevicompactum
Lineage: Eukaryota; Fungi; Ascomycota; Eurotiomycetes; Eurotiales; Aspergillaceae
Product: Dabb family protein
Exons: 3
Coding region: 1-342 (113 amino acids)
Source: RefSeq, a predicted model, not a curated record